AAAACAACACAGACUUUGGUCGCACACAGCCACACAACUCCUAUUUGUGUGGAACGGCACGGGCGGCUGGUACAAACACUUUAUCAUGCCCAUAUAAUCUACACACUUCGAGAAGAGAGAUUGAAAUGGUCGCGUGAAGAAGUUGUGCCGAGUUUCGAGGGCUCUUUUCGCGUUGGAAUCGUUCGUGUGCAAGGCCACACAGUCGCAGUUGCCCGCGGUAAGCUGAAAUGUGAUUCGAUUGGCACCAAAAUUCAUCGCUAAAAUCGUCACCAAGAGUUCGAAUUGGUGUGAAACUCGAGAUUCUGCAGUUGUGCACGCGUGUGUGUUUUACGUUCCGUGGUGUCCGUACGCGCGUGUGUGUGUGUUGUGUGCGUGUGUACAUGACGACCCUCUCCGGUGCAUUGCUGCACAUUGAUUUUGUCUUUUAAGCAGUGUUUAAGCGGCAAGGGCUGCCUUGAAGCUUUCUUUGUCCCCCCAAAACUCAGCGCCCCAGGUUUACCCAAAGUGCGCCCUGCCACUGCACCCGGUUCCGGAUGCACCGUGCAUGGUACCGUGGUACCCGGGUGCAGCAACUUAGACGGCCCAUGGUGAUCGUUUGCAGUGGCCGCUAGGAGUGGAAAACGUAGCGAGGGAAGCAGAGUGCUGCAUCCAACCCACCAUCCUAGACGACCCGUCUCGUCCGGAUCGACAGCAGCACCACCAUCAUGUCCAGCCGUGUGCGAAAACACAACGAACCGAUGAAGGCAUUCGUGCCCGUCAGUUCGCUGCUGCUGCGAGGAACCGGAUCCAUUCACUGUUCGGGCGGAAGUUCCGGUACGAGCGCUACCGGCCAACAAACCGGCAGUCCCAGCAGCAUUGGCGGUGGUGCGGCCAGUGCCGGUUGCGGCACCACAUCGUACGCCACCGGGGCAGGAAAAUCGCUGUCGGCAACGUUGUCCCCGCCCGUCCGGCACAUCUCACCGGAACAUGCCAUCUGUGGCAAUCGGAGCCCGGGCGCACUUACGUGCAAAGGCAAAAUUCUCAACGAUGGAUGCAUACGGCGCACGGCAUCGCUCGAUGCACUUUAUCUGCGCCCAGCCCCAGCCUGGAGCCUCGUGACGCCAACCCUGCUGCAGCUGGACAAAGCAACCCAGACGGACGAAUCGUUUCUGGAGCGAACGCGUGGUACCGCAGGUACCAACAUCGCGGGCAUCACGACGCUGUCCGCAGCACAGGCAUCCGAAGUGGGAGGUCCAUCCCCGUCGUCCACCUCGUCCUCGCCGGUCAUUACGCGUACCGAUGCGACGACCCCGACUGAUCUGAAGAUGGAGAAAGUGAUACGACAAAGACUGCAGCGUACGCAUCGCGGUGAACAUUCCGUUAGCUCCCAGACGCUUAGUCCUAAUCAUGCAAAAGCAAGCCCAGUGUCGAUACCAACACGUACCUGUCCGCCCGUACACAUACGGCCGAUGCGUAACUCUGUCGAAGGACUCAAUCAGGAGAUUGAGAAGCUGGUGCUCUAUCCGGGCCAGCAGCACAGCUGUCGGGCCGAGCUCGAGAUGUACUCACGCGGCACACCGGAAGGCCAUCGUGCACCGCUGGCCGAUCUGUUCCAUGGGGCCGGUGCCGUUUCGCUGGUCGGCGGUCCGGGCGAUACGCGCUCGGUCAACACGCAAACACCGCUCGGCGAUACACUGUCGUCGGACGACGGUAGCCAGAGCACAUCGCCGGAUGAGGGUGCCGUCACGACGAGCGCAUCGCCUAGGAUCAACAAAUUCUUGGCCCGCGAACCACCGGAUGGUUGUGAAAAGGUUAAUUUAAAACUCACUGAAGCCGAUACCAGUACAAACACGGCCUGCUUCAAACCGUGCACCACCGCAUUCCAGCUGAAGCCAUCGCUUGGGUCCGCAUUCCAGCCACUGCAACCGCUGCCGACGCUUAAAACAACGCCGGAAGCGGACGACGAUGAUGACGAUGGGCGGCAGGCGGGCGAAGCAGCGGCCACCGCGGCUUCCACCGCUACGGAGUAAAACGUUUGCGCUAUGCGUGUUUCUUUUUCUGUUUUCCGUUCUCCUGUGGCCAUUUUCAUUUUUCCAUUUUAAACAAGCGAACAACCUCCUUAGAAUGUAACGGUUAGAUUUUAAUAUUAUUGCGUCUUGUUUUGCUCCGUUUUUUUUUUUAAACCCCAAAACACCGAUUGGUUUGUUUCGUUCCGCGUAGAUAACGCGCACCGCGGUCAAAGAAACGAGCAUGAUUGUAGGUUUGCCGGUAGAUUCGUCGUCUCGAUGAAUCGAGCCGGGCACGGACCGGUAGAGGAGCAGCAGACUGAAAGGAAUGUGAAUGUGAAUAGUAUACAAAACAAUUUUGUAUGGGCAUUUUUUGAACGAAGCAAGAGCCGGCAGAUACGGUUCAUUCAACGCAAGGACAUCAGGUAUAAAGGUAGGAAAGGGAACAGUCACACAAAUGCACGGCAUCCUUGGUAGUAUUCAUAGUGCAAGUGCAAGCAUGCAAUCGUAUGAGGGUGAAGCAGGAAAGUGAUGAAAAGGCUAACCUAGGGAAGCAUCUUCCCACGUCAAUAAGCAAGCAAACUCACGUACUCAAGUAGCAUUUUUUGGAAGGCAUUUUUUUCUAUCGAAAAAACUACUAAAUUACAGUGAACCGGAAUCGCGCAAUAAAAACACACACACACACCACGAGCAAUUCGUACUAUCAUAUUGCCUUCCGUACGCUAAAGCUGGAAAGGAUUGGUGGUUGGUCGUGUGUGUGUGUGCGUUUUGUUGCCGAUUACAACAAUAAAUAACCAAAUCCUAUAUACACACACACACACACACGCAAACACACAGCAAAACCAAACUUAAAAUCACAUCUAAUAUACAGAAAUAUCGAACACAGAGUACAGUGUGCACACAAGGCUAGGAAAGGACGACAUUACAUAUGAUAAUGUGGAAACAUAAUUAUGAGGCUCUUCUUCGAAUGGUUGUGUCGAUCCAGCAGUUCGAUGCACCGUAAAUUCUUCAUCGUUUUGUUUUUCCUUCUCUAUAUGUGUUAAUCUGCCAUAAAAGAUACCUUACCGUACACACGGCGCCGCACGGUUAUUGUACACGUUAAGCGAAUCACGUUGAGAUGAUUGUUUUUUAAAUUUGUUUUUUUUUUUUCGUUUUAUUAUUCAACACUCAUUACGACAAAUUUCUAUGUUAAUUUUAGUAUAUUGUUUUACGUUCUAUUAUAUUUUAAAAAUAGACUUAUGAAAUGAGCAUUUUUUUUACGUUUUUUUUUUUUGUUUGUUUGUUCUUAUUAAACUUUAUCUACAUAAUAGCGUCACCGAAUCACCCGGAAACCGGAAACACGAAGAAAUGAUAACAAUAAUAAAAUAGUAUACAAUAAGCACACACUCACACAUAAAGAAAGUAGAAAAGCGUAACUAGAGCAAACAGAAGGCAACACAAAAAAAAUCAAUCACAAAGUCACAGAGAGAGAGAGAAAAACAAAAAGGAAAAUGCAAAACAGUCAAACGAGCAAAAAGAAGGAAAAACACACAACCGAAAGAAAAAACAAACACAAUAUAAAAUCAAAAACAUGGCAUCGAUAUGAUAAUGAUGAGCGUGUGAGGAUUUAUAUUUUUGCACUACAGAAAACAUUUUUUUAACAAAAAGCCGAAAUGAAAAUGAAACCGGAAAAGUCGCAUCCAUUAGUAGAAGGUGCAAUCAAAAGCAAAACCAGGACCAACCAACAACAGCAGAUAUCGCUAAACGGCGGAAGGAAAGUAGUAAAAAUGGCGCAAAAUGGCAAAAGAAAGGCAAACACUCCUAAACCAUUCCACGCGGUGAUAGAUUGGCAAAAGAAUGAAAUUGAUAUACAUUGUUUUGCUGUUAAUUUAAAGUAAGAAACAAACAACUCUGGAACGAUUUUGCUAUGUUUCGUUAUAUUCGAUUUUUUUUUUUUGUUUAAUUCGUGAACCAACUUCCCUAGCAACCUCCCAAAUGAACAAUGUACAAAUCAAUCGUCUUUAAGGAUUUUUUUAACAUUAAGCAUCUUGAUCAUGAUGAUGGGCUGGAAAGGAGGUGAAACCACACACAAAAAUCGCUCCCAAGAGGACGGUUUUGGUUUAGUUUAGUUAGGCCAAUGCCUAUGUCCAGCAGGCUUACGGCCCAAAGCCACUGUCCGAUUAGGCAAAAAGGGGCAAAAGAGGGCUUUGUUCCCCUGAUUUGUUAACCGUAAAAGCAGCGUGAUUUUAACUUCUUGUUGUAAUUUCAUUUAUAUAGUUUCGUUUUAUUAUGUUCUUUUCUUUUACAGAAAGGAAUUAUUUUAAAGGAUCAUUUCCUUUCCUUUUUUAAUCAUCAUCCAUUAAAGAACCCAUUUUAGCAAACUGUGUUUUGUGUUUUAUUUUAUUGUGUAUUUUAUUAUAUGUGCUUUAAUUUGUUUUUGCUUUUUUAUAAAUUUAGCUUUAUUUUUACAUGUGUUUAAUACAUUUUAGGCUUUCUUUUCAGUUUUUACUGCUUAAUUUUUUUUUAAUAUUUUAUAUUUGAAUUGAUUUUAUUUUUGAUUGAUUUUAAAAAAAUGGCUGCAGGAGGAAACGAAAAGAGAUAAACAGAUGGCAGCAACAGCAAAAAAAUGAUGUUGCAAAUGUCUUUCGAGUGUGUUGGCAAAACUAGAGCUUGGAGAACAUGCAAAUUGUAGCUCACCAUUCGCAAUGGGUAUGUGUGUAACGCUAUGGUGAAACUAUCUCUAGAAGAUCGAUUUUAUUCCACCUUACUAUUUUAUGCGGUUUGUUACAUUGCACGGGCAAAAGCAGGACAUUUGUUCCCCUCCCCCAAGAAAAAAAAACUUAUGGCAAAAGAAGAAAAAAAAAAACACCCAGUAAACCUGGAGCACGAAACAAGAGCAAAGAAAAGAACUGAUUUAUGUGUUAUGAAUUCGUUAUGAACGAACAAAACUUUCGGCCGUUAGGUGAGCAGAUGAGCGAGCGAGCGAACACAGAAGGAAACAAAUUAAAGUAAAACAAAAAAAGAAAUUAACAAAAAAAAAACGCCCCCCUAUAUACAUUAUUAUUUAGCAUAGGUUAUAACGGGGUAACUGAUAAAUUGUAAGCAAGCAGAGAAGAAACAUAUAUUUAUUACAUAUAUUUUUUUGUGUUAAGUGACAAAUAUAACACGAAAACGAAAUCGACCCCUGAUUGGCAACAUUAAAAUACGAAAUGCUAGUGCGUGUUAUUUAUAUGCCGCGAGAGAGAGAGAAGUAAAACCACCUCCCAAAAUAAAAAUUAAUAACAAAUGCAGAAAAAAACGAGUUUAGUGAACGGUGCACAUGUUUAGGCUAAAUCGUUGAAUAUCCCUUAAAACCCGUUUGCCUGAACGCCGAAUAAGGUUGGUAUAAUUAAAAACUUCCUUACCGUAAAGUGAUGAAGCCCUUCUGCAUGCUUGACUGUACUAGUCUGUGUCUCAAUGUUUUUGAACUGGUCAAAAAAGGGGGUUUGCGCUCAUCAACAACAUAACAACCACACUCUGUGAACAUAAAAAAUAGUAAAAAAAAAACAUAGCAAGAAAAGAAAGAAAAAACACAAACUAUAAAAGUGCAUAUGAUAAGUACAUACACAUAUAUAUUUUCGGAUACGAUAAAUAAGAAAAACCAAAAACCACGUGCACGUUAAUAAGCCAACUAGUAUCAGAAUCAUACGCUAGUUAAAGCAAAUUAAAAGCGUCACAGUACGGCUAGCGGCCCUAAAACCAAUCGAGAACGAACGAUCAUAGAUAGAACAGUUUGGAAAAGAGGAAGAAAGAAAAAACCGGCAGUAGCAAAAUGUGGAAAAACAAGCAAAAAAAACAAAACACACACGGAAAACAUGUGCCUCGCCUUUGGCUAUUUUGUAAAAAGAGAAAAAAAAUGAAACAAAAACAGAAUUUAAAAAAACACACUCAAACACGUACAGAAAACAGAAAGCAACAGCUACUAACAGACGUAAAAAACGGAUAGAAAAAAAAACACAUCGAAACAGUUGUCGCCAUCGUUCUAACAGACACACAAUCAAACCAAACCAUGAAGAGCAAACAAAAGAAGCAAACACAUUGAAGAACAAAGUUUAAAUCGUUCAUAAUCUUUAGAAAACUGUGGGAGAAAAAGAAACAAACACAGAAAAGAAAAUACGUAGUAAAAUUAACAGAAAAAAAAACAUACACGCUCACACAUGUUUAGGAUGUUUGUAAAGGAGAGAGAGAGAAAAAAACAUAUAAAUUAUAGAAGAAAAAAAACUGUUUCGGAGCUUUAACAAAUCGAACGUAAAUCUUAGUGUGAAACCUGUUUGUGUAAAAAAAAAAGGAGAAAUCUUAAAGUUUUGUUUGUAAACUGUUGUAGAACUGUUCGCACCAAGGAAAACAAAAAGAAGUAAACGAAGAAAAAGAACAUAAAACAAAAACCCAAGUGAGAGAUAGGAAGAACAACAGAGAGACAGACUAGUACAGAUCAGUUUCCAACAGAAGUAGGUAAAUGUGGGAAUUAGCAAACAGGCCGAGUAUAUGCGUGAGAGUGUGAGACUGGAAAAGUGGGAGUGGGUGGGGGGUGGGGGAGGCGUACUUAUUUUCUCCAUUUUGUGGAACUGAUAAUUCUGAACCAACGGCAUGGUGGGGGACUUACAGGGUUUUUCAGUUGGUAAGGCAAUAGUAUCCAUUUUUAUGGCAGCCUUCUUAGAUGGAAUGGAAAACAAAGCUAGUUGAUAUGGAAACGGCUUCAAUAAUGCCUCAGAUGAUAUUGUCAUAGAAGCCGUUGAAAUUGCACGCACUGACCCGAGCGCUGAAAGGACGUGUACAAUAUCAAUGGCUACUAUGAGAAUAUCAUCUGAGGACAUUACAAUAAAAGAUCUUUGAUUUCCCUGUCAGACGAAGCCGUUUCCAUGUCAACUAGCUUUGUUUGCCAUUUCAUCUAAAAAGCCUGCCAUAAAAAUGGAGGCUAUUGCCUUAUCAACUGAAAAACCCUGUAUUUUGUCAGGCGCAAGGAUACAAAGAUGAUUAAACAAGCACACCAACACAAACGCUCGUAAGAAAGCUUAUCUGGAAAUUAGAAGAAAAAAAAAUAUGUGAAACAAGAGAAGACAGACAUAAAAACUUAACAACAAAAAACAAACACGAAAAACGGUCAUUUAGCAGGGUUGUGGAAUUAGAAGUUGUUUUCAUUUUCUAAUUUCUUUUGAAAAAAAAAAACAAGGAAAAAACUCCAGUUGCUUUUGUGUUUAAGUAAAUCCGCACAUUAAAAAAGUUGUACAUCGCAAGAGGUUGAGCGAAUAGCCAAGCGCAAAAAAUGAAACAGUAAAAUGAAUCCAUUUGCACUGAUCAAAACAUGAAAGUGAAGCAAAAGCGAUAAACGAAACAAGUAAAAAGGCGAUCGCACUGUGUAGCGAAAAGUGGAAAUAAAAGCUAAAAAAUGCAUCACUCUUUCCACAACACAAACCAACACAAAACCGCAUACGUAUAUUUUAAAACAAGCAAAACAAAGAGGCAAAUGGUAUCGACAUAUCGCAAAACAAGAAACAAAAAACAGAUAGAGAAAAUCAACAGCAAAGCGUUGUAGUUGUAGAAGGAAAAGCUCCAGAAAAGCCGUGUAGCGCCUCUGUAGCCGUGUCGAACGGUACCAUCAGGACACACAAGAAAAGAAAAAAACGAAAACAUAAUGAAGAAACAUAUAUUUUGCUCACAUAUACGUUAUCGUAACAAUGUGUUUUGCUGCAUAGAACGAGACAAAUGGUGACUGAUUGAAAACGGACUGAAAAUUUGCAAAAGAAAAAAAAACUGGAGGAAAAAUGUAGAACAGAGAACGAAACAGAACAAGCAACAGAGUUGUAAUAGAGAGCCAGUAAUGCAAAGAAAGAUAAAAAGAAAGGGGAAAAUAAAAUCCACUAUUCGAAAACCAAAAACAAACAUGAAAAAAAGACUAAAGCCGGUAUAAAAACAAGAUAACAGACAUGGAAAAGGCAAACAAAACCCAAUACUAAAAAUAUACAGCGGAAAUCAAGCGAAACGGAGCAGUGUGUGGAAACAAUAAGA
Messenger RNA from Anopheles stephensi (Asian malaria mosquito), 8009 nucleotides. Its product is annotated as protein FAM117B-like. The coding region runs from base 705 to 2009 and encodes 434 amino acids. The record is from RefSeq and is a predicted model, not a curated record. Lineage: Eukaryota; Metazoa; Arthropoda; Insecta; Diptera; Culicidae. The transcript is spliced from 5 exons.